This is a messenger RNA of Equus quagga, 1356 nucleotides long. RefSeq names its product apolipoprotein M (gene APOM). Gene Ontology annotation, molecular function: lipid carrier activity; phospholipid binding. The transcript is spliced from 6 exons. Gene Ontology annotation, biological process: high-density lipoprotein particle clearance; cholesterol efflux; high-density lipoprotein particle assembly. Gene Ontology annotation, cellular component: low-density lipoprotein particle; very-low-density lipoprotein particle; high-density lipoprotein particle. Bases 677 to 1243 code for a protein of 188 amino acids. The record is from RefSeq and is a predicted model, not a curated record. NCBI's taxonomy places the organism in Eukaryota, Metazoa, Chordata, Mammalia, Perissodactyla, Equidae.
GGAAGAAGAAUAAAAAAAAAUCUCAAGUGAAUGAAUUCACUUAUGUGUCAGCAAACUUUUCUGGAGGGUGUACAUAUUGUUUCCUCAAUUAUAAACUUCAGAGAGAAAGCUUCCCAUCCACCAUGCCCCAGCACCUGGUUCAUACCUGUUCUAAAGCACUUAUCAGGUUGUAUUGCAAUGAUUUGUUUACACAGCUAGUUUUCCUUACACUGACUUCUUCAAGGCCAGGAACUGUGUCUUUCUCAUUUUUAUGUCCUCAAGGCUUAGCCAGUUCCUGGCAAAUGGCUGGGACUCAAAACAGUUUGCUAAGUGAAUGAAUGAAUCAAUCCACCACUCUUCAGUGCUGCACAACACAGCAGAUACCCAGCUUAGAUAUGGGUUGAAAGACCGCAGGCUUCUACCUAGAGGGCUCAGUUCUCCUUAGAAUUCCUGGGAGACCCUGGACAUGCUAGGGUGUAUUGUGGAGUGGUUGCAUCUAGAGGAGGGGGAGGAAGGCCCAAACGCUAAGUAAUCCAGGCUUGGGUUGGAAAACAAGGUUGAAGUUACUCAUUAGCAGGUAGAAAGGGUCAAGGGUCGAGGCAAGGGGGCUGGAAGCAGAGUGGACUGAGCAGCCAGCGAGGGAGAGAGCAGUUAAGGCACCACUCCACGCAGAGCACCAGCUCCCUCCUGCCUGAAGAUGUUCCACCAAAUUUGGGCAGCUCUACUCUACCUCUAUGCCAUUCUCCUUAACUCCUUCUACCAGUGCCCUGAGUACAGUCAACUGACAACUCAGGGAGUGGAUGGGAAAGAGUUCCCAGAGCCCCACCUGGGCCGGUGGUACUUUAUCGCAGGGGCAGCUCCCACCAAGGAGGACUUGGCGACUUUUGACCCUGUGGACAACAUUGUCUUCAACAUGGCUGCAGACUCUGUCCCCCUGCAGCUCCGGCUGCGUGCUACCAUCCGCACGAAAAAUGGGUUGUGUGUGCCCCGGAAAUGGAUUUACCACCUGACUGAGGGGAGCACAGAUCUCAGAACCGAAGGCCGGCCGGACAUGAAGACCAAGCUCUUCUCCAGCUCGUGCGCAGGUGGAAUCAUGCUGAAAGAGACGGGCCAGGGUUACCAGCGCUUCCUCCUCUACAAUCGCUCGCCACACCCUCCUGAGAAGUGUGUGGAGGAAUUCCAGUCCCUGACCUCCUGCCUGGACUCCAAGGCCUUCUUACUGACUCCCAGGAAUCAAGAGGCCUGCGAGCUCUCCAAUAACUGACCUAUGGCUUCAUCUGAUGGAUUUGGUGGGAGUUGAGACUGUGGUGGAAGAAGGAGAAGCUGGAGACUUCCAACUCCCUUUCAAGUAUAAUAAAAAUGAUUUUUCAACCCUUA